AGCAUGUCCUCAUUUGGUACCUUAUUCCGUGUAACAACCUAUGGGGAGUCGCACUGCAAAUCAGUCGGCUGUAUAGUGGAUGGAGUCCCACCCAAUUUGGAAUUGACAGAAGAUGAUAUCCAACCCCAAUUAACCAGAAGAAGACCAGGACAGUCGAAAUUGUCGACUCCAAGAAAUGAAAAGGACCGCGUAGAAAUCCAGAGUGGUACCGAAAAUGGUUUAACCUUGGGUUCACCUAUUGCCAUGAUUGUGAAAAAUGAGGAUCACAGACCUCACGACUACUCCGAGACAGACCUUUACCCAAGACCAUCGCAUGCUGAUUGGACAUACAUACAGAAAUACGGUACCAAGUCUUCCAGUGGAGGAGGUAGAUCCUCGGCAAGAGAAACAAUCGGUAGAGUUGCUGCUGGAGCCAUUGCUGAAAAGCUCUUGUCCAAGGCUAAUGGUGUUGAAAUCGUAGCCUUCGUUUCGUCCAUUGGCCCGGUUUCCAUGGCCAGAGACGCCUCUGAUCCCAAAUUCCACGAAUUGUUAAACACUGUAACCAGAGAACAAAUCGAUGCUACUGGUCCUAUCAGGUGCCCAGAUGAAACUGUAAGAGAAGACAUGGUCAAGGUCAUUGAAAAGUACCGUGACGCACAAGACUCGAUUGGUGGGGUUGUCACUUGUGUAGUGAGGAACUGUCCCAUCGGAUUGGGAGAGCCAUGUUUUGAUAAGUUGGAAGCUAAGUUGGCACAUGCCAUGUUGUCGUUGCCAGCUACCAAGGGGUUCGAAUUUGGCUCGGGUUUCUUGGGUACACAAAUUCCAGGUUCUAAGCACAAUGAUCCAUUUUACUACGACGAAUUGCACAAAAGAUUGAGAACCACCACCAACUUCUCUGGUGGUAUCCAGGGUGGUAUCUCCAAUGGUGAAAAUAUUUACUUUUCCGUUGCCUUCAAGUCGGCUGCUACCAUUUCCCAGGAACAGCCUACUGCCACCUACGAUGGAAAAGAUGGUGUCUUGGCUGCUAGAGGUAGACAUGACCCAAGCGUAACACCAAGAGCUGUUCCUAUUGUGGAGUCCAUGACUGCUUUGGUGUUGGCUGACCAGCUUCUUAUUCAAAAGGCUAGAGAAUCUGGUGCUGCCAUCGUCGGCAAUUAAGUACAUAAGCAUGUAAAAUAAGCGUAAAUAAUCUACAUAAUAAUGAAAAAUGUACUUUU
Messenger RNA from Scheffersomyces stipitis CBS 6054, 1196 nucleotides. It is a transcript of the gene ARO2, whose product is annotated as bifunctional chorismate synthase/riboflavin reductase [NAD(P)H]. The record is from RefSeq and is a predicted model, not a curated record. Gene Ontology annotation, biological process: aromatic amino acid biosynthetic process; chorismate biosynthetic process. NCBI's taxonomy places the organism in Eukaryota, Fungi, Ascomycota, Pichiomycetes, Serinales, Debaryomycetaceae. The coding region runs from base 4 to 1137 and encodes 377 amino acids. Gene Ontology annotation, molecular function: FMN binding; chorismate synthase activity. The transcript has a single exon. Gene Ontology annotation, cellular component: cytosol.